Cygnus atratus (black swan) is the source of this 812-nucleotide messenger RNA. Its product is annotated as glutathione S-transferase Mu 3-like. Gene Ontology annotation, molecular function: glutathione transferase activity. The transcript has 8 exons. Lineage: Eukaryota; Metazoa; Chordata; Aves; Anseriformes; Anatidae. The coding region runs from base 64 to 723 and encodes 219 amino acids. Gene Ontology annotation, biological process: glutathione metabolic process. The record is from RefSeq and is a predicted model, not a curated record.
CGCCCCGGGAAGGCGAAGGGGAAGCGGGGGGGGCGCGGGGGUGGGGGAGCAGCGAUCGCGGCCAUGGCGGUGCUGGGCUACUGGGACAUCCGCGGCCUCGCUCACGCCAUCCGCCUGCUGCUGGAGCACACCGAGACGCCCUACGAGGACAAGCUGUACAGCUGCGGGGAAGCCCCCGACUACGACAAGAGCCAAUGGAUCAACGAGAAGGAGAAGCUGGGGCUGGACUUCCCCAACCUCCCUUACUUCAUCGAUGGCAGCACCAAGCUGACGCAGAGCAACGCCAUCCUGCGCUACAUCGCCCGCAAGCACAACAUGUGUGGGGAGACGGAGGAGGAGAAGCUGCGCGUGGACAUGCUGGAGAACCAGGUGGUGGAUUUCCGCAUGAGCCUGAUCGUGGUCUGCUACAGCCCCGACUUUGAGAAGCUGAAGCUGGGGUACCUGGAGCAGCUGCCGGGGAAGCUGAAGCUCUUCUCCAACUUCCUCGGGGACCGCAAGUGGUUUGCGGGGGACAAGCUCACUUUCGUGGACUUCCUCAUGUUCGACGUGCUGGAGCAGAACAGCAUCUUCGAGCCCAAGUGCCUGGAGCCCUACAAGAACCUCAAGGACUUCAUGGACCGCUUUGGGGCCCUGGAGAAGGUCGCUGCCUACAUGAAGUCCAGCCGCUUCCAGAAGAUGCCCAUCAACGACAAGAUGGCCAAGUGGGGCAACAAGAAGGAGUAGGGGUGGGGGGCCUUGCCCACCCCCUAGUGGGGCUGGGGGUCUCCGUGGGUGUGAGGACCCCAAACACAAUAAAUUGUGGAGAUCCAGCA